AUGGCUCUCACUCGCCAGCAGGUUUCAGCCGCUCAACUCGAUGGCGAGUAUAAAAUCAAGCCAGAGUCGGCUGCCCCUAAACUCGACACCUCGGAAUGGCCGUUACUAUUAAAAAACUAUGACAAGCUUCUUGUCCGCUCCAGUCAUUUCACGCCCAUCCCACAAGGCUGCAGUCCUCUCAAGCGAGAUAUUACCUCGUAUAUCAAGUCAGGCGUCAUCAACCUCGACAAACCUUCGAAUCCCUCUUCACAUGAAGUUGUCGCCUGGUUAAGGCGGAUCCUCCGCGUGGAAAAAACCGGCCACAGCGGUACCCUCGACCCCAAGGUCACAGGGUGCUUAAUUGUAUGCAUUGACCGUGCGACACGGCUGGUGAAAUCGCAACAAGGCGCGGGCAAGGAGUAUGUUUGCGUAUUACGUCUACACUCCGCGCUUCCCAACCCCGCUGCCCUCCCGCGAGCGCUGCAGACGCUCACCGGUGCCCUUUUCCAACGACCGCCCCUCAUCUCUGCAGUCAAACGUCAACUGCGCAUACGGACCAUUCACCAGUCAAAUCUCAUCGAGUUUGACGAGAAACGAAACCUGGCGGUGUUCUGGGUGUCUUGUGAGGCCGGGACGUAUAUUCGGACUCUCUGUGUUCAUCUUGGACUUUUAUUGGGAGUCGGUGGUCACAUGCAGGAGCUCCGCCGUGUCCGCAGCGGGGCCAUGUCUGAGAACGACGACAUGGUGACAAUGCACGACGUUAUGGACGCGCAGUGGAUGUAUGACAACAACCGCGAUGAAUCCUAUCUUCGACGCGUUAUACGCCCACUCGAAUGUCUUUUGGUUGGCUAUAAGCGUAUCGUUGUCAAGGACAGCGCCGUCAACGCUGUCUGUUAUGGAGCAAAGCUCAUGAUUCCCGGGCUUUUGCGCUACGAAGCAGACAUCUCACUUAACGAGGAGGUUGUCCUGAUGACCACAAAAGGCGAGGCCAUCGCUCUUGCUAUCGCCCAGAUGUCAACCGUAGAGCUUGCGACAUGCGACCAUGGCGUUGUCGCCAAAGUCAAGCGUUGCAUUAUGGAACGCGACACUUAUCCGCGUCGCUGGGGUCUUGGCCCCAUGGCCGUGCAAAAAGAAGAAGAUGCUGAAUGGAGUCGAGAUUAUGUUGACUAUAAUCGCGACGAGCAACCCUCCGCUGGGACAUCUACAGUUCCCGUUGUAGCUCCUCCAACCACUGAAUCCGCUGCUCCCGUUGAUGAUUCGUCGAAGGAAGAGAAAAAGCGGAAACGUAAAUCUCUGGUGGUUGACGCAGAUGGAGAUGUGUCAAUGGCGGCAGCAGGUGAAGAAGAGGAUGCAGAGGCAGAACGAAAGCAGAACGAAAACGGCUAA
Messenger RNA from Mycena indigotica, 1365 nucleotides. RefSeq lists its product as uncharacterized. Gene Ontology annotation, cellular component: box H/ACA snoRNP complex. Bases 1 to 1365 code for a protein of 454 amino acids. NCBI's taxonomy places the organism in Eukaryota, Fungi, Basidiomycota, Agaricomycetes, Agaricales, Mycenaceae. The transcript is spliced from 8 exons. Gene Ontology annotation, molecular function: RNA binding; pseudouridine synthase activity. The record is from RefSeq and is a predicted model, not a curated record. Gene Ontology annotation, biological process: snRNA pseudouridine synthesis; mRNA pseudouridine synthesis; rRNA pseudouridine synthesis.